This is a messenger RNA of Suillus plorans, 908 nucleotides long. RefSeq lists its product as uncharacterized. The transcript is spliced from 3 exons. The record is from RefSeq and is a predicted model, not a curated record. The coding region runs from base 81 to 908 and encodes 275 amino acids. Gene Ontology annotation, molecular function: ATP hydrolysis activity; ATP binding. NCBI's taxonomy places the organism in Eukaryota, Fungi, Basidiomycota, Agaricomycetes, Boletales, Suillaceae.
ACAAAGGUGUUCACUCAUCUCCCUCUCGCGUUCCAGUCAAUUUUUUUGACCCAGUUGGUGUUAGCGAACUUAAACGCACAAUGACAUCACGUUCCACACGUUCUCAAGUUAAUCAUCGGGAAAGCUCUCGUCGCGGAAGUUCACCCAAGCCUCCUAUGCCUGCCUCAGCAAAGGGCAUCGACACUCCAAGUUCAUCCUCUACCUCGUCAGACGAUGAGUUCCGCCAUAAAGAAAUUAGUUGCGUUUGUCGAUAUAUUACUAGUCGUGGCGAAGAGUCCAUUAAGGGCCGCGAGCUUAGCGUUAUGUUCAAGGAUCUCCGUAUCGUCGGUGUCGGUGCACGUGCCUCUUUACAGCUCACCAUCGGUUCUAUGCUUAAUCCUGCUGCCAUCUUGAGGAACACUUCGGCGAUGCGCAACCAGCCUGUCAGGGAUAUUUUCUCAGGAUUCGAGGGUAUCGUUGCGCCUGGUGAAAUGCUCCGUUAUAGCUCUCGGACGACCUGGUUCCGGUUGCAGCACGUUCCUAUUGCAAACCAGUGUGGGGAAUACCAUGCUAUACAGAGCGAAGUAUGCUAUGACUUCUUCACCCCCAAAGAUAUCGCAAGACAGUAUCGUGGAGAUGUGAUCUACUGUCCUGACGAUGAUGUCCACUUUCCGACCUUGACUGUAGAGCAAACCUUGUCUUUCGCCAUCAAAAUGCGUACUCCACAUGCUCGGUUCAUAGACCAAACCCGUGAACAGUUUAAUCGUGAUGUAGUUGAUAUCCUCGUGCGCAUCUUCGGUCUUCGUCAUGCGCGAAACACUGUUGUCGGUGAUGCUGCCAUUCGUGGUGUUUCAGGAGGCGAAAAGAAACGUGUCUCGAUUGCAGAAGCACUGUCUUGCCGUGCCCUCAUUGGCGCGUGGGAUAAGUGA